Exophiala aquamarina CBS 119918 is the source of this 1512-nucleotide messenger RNA. RefSeq lists its product as uncharacterized. The transcript has a single exon. Gene Ontology annotation, biological process: transmembrane transport. Lineage: Eukaryota; Fungi; Ascomycota; Eurotiomycetes; Chaetothyriales; Herpotrichiellaceae. Gene Ontology annotation, cellular component: membrane. Bases 1 to 1512 code for a protein of 503 amino acids. The record is from RefSeq and is a predicted model, not a curated record. Gene Ontology annotation, molecular function: transmembrane transporter activity.
AUGGGAAACCCGCUCAAAGCUGCCGUCGAUCAUGCUCGAGGGCAAUCCGGUGCUUCCCUAGACUCACAAGCUUCGCUUGCCGACGACACUCACCUAAUCCGUCCCACACGCACGCUGUCGCGCAUCUCCACUAGCGAUAAUAUCGUAUACAAAGUAUACAAGCGGCGUUUCUUUGGCCUGGCCCAACUGGUUCUGUUGAACAUCGUUGCCUCUUGGGGCUGGAUCUCCUUUGCCCCAAUCUCCGAUACCGCAUCCCAGUAUUUUAAUACCUCCGAGUCCAAUAUCAACUGGAUCUCGACCGCAUAUUUGUUUGCUUUUGUGCCAGCUUCUGCCGUCAGCUCUUAUACUUUGCAUCGAUAUGGGUGCAAGGCCUCCAUCAUGGUCGCAGCUGGCCUUCUGCUCGUGGGAAGUUGGAUAAAAUAUGGCGCCACCCGUGCCAACAGCUUCCCCGGCGUCAUGGUUGGUCAACUCCUGCUCGGCUUUGCCCAGCCCUUCGUUCUGGCUUCGCCUACCUCCUACAGCAACAUAUGGUUCAGUCCUCAAGGACGAACCACUGCAACUGCCGUAGCCUCGCUAGCCAACCCAUUUGGUGCAGCUCUUGGUCAGUUGAUAUCACCAUUCUGGGCAGACAAACCUUCAGACGUCCCAAAUAUGGUCCUAUACGUCUCCAUCAUCUCUUCCAUCGCAUGUGUUCCCGCUUUCUUUAUACCAUCACGACCUCCGAGCCCGCCAUCGGCCGGCUCGCUCCCCAACGAAAACGUCCACGGGCUGAACACCAUGCGUAAGGAACUGAAAAUACUCCUUCGCUCUCCAGAAUUUUUCAUUAUUUUCCUGGCGUACUCCAUCUACGUUGGCCUCUUCAAUGCCUUCAGUAGCCUGAUCAAUCAACUCCUCGAGCCUUACGGGUUUAGCGAAGACAAUGCGGGUAUCGCCGGAGCAGUGCUGAUCGUUGUCGGACUCGUCUUCGCAGCCAUUUCCUCACCCAUCAUCGACAAGUAUAAAUUUUAUCUCGCCUAUAUCAAAUCUGCAGUGCCAGUCAUAGCGAUCUCCUACCUAAUUUUCAUCUGGGCACCAGCCACCCGGUCGUUGGCAUACGUGUUUGUAGUGUGCGCCUUGUUGGGUGCAGCAAGUUUCGGACUCGUCCCUGUGGUACUGGAGUUCUUGGUCGAGAUCCACUAUCCUCUGGGGCCAGAACUAGCCAGCACCCUAUGUUGGUGCGGCGGACAGCUCCUUGGCGGCAUUUUCAUCGUCAUCAUGGACGCUCUCAAGGAUGGCGACGCGGCAGAUCCUCCUCAGAAUAUGCACCGAGCAUUGAUCUUCCAAGCCGUAUUUGCAUUGAUCGCCGUUCCCGGGGUUUUAGCUCUAGGCCUGUUCGGCCGCCACGCUAAUGUCAGACGGCGUAGAUGGGAAGCCGAUCAAAUAAGCGACGGUGGCGUCAGUCAGAUCGUCGAGUCCGUCGAAGAGCGGGAACAGGAUGUCCCUGUGGGCGGCGAGCCCUCGCGCAGGUCAUGA